This is a messenger RNA of Drosophila novamexicana, 676 nucleotides long. RefSeq names its product glycine-rich selenoprotein. Gene Ontology annotation, cellular component: Golgi apparatus; endoplasmic reticulum membrane. The record is from RefSeq and is a predicted model, not a curated record. Gene Ontology annotation, biological process: endoplasmic reticulum calcium ion homeostasis; calcium ion transport. The coding region runs from base 92 to 424 and encodes 110 amino acids. The transcript is spliced from 3 exons. Lineage: Eukaryota; Metazoa; Arthropoda; Insecta; Diptera; Drosophilidae.
UAGACACGUCAUGGUCAACAAAAUUGUUAGUUGUAUAAAUAAUAAAUAAACUGCGAAACAAGACACUUUUGCAUGUGUACACGAUCGCAGCAUGGUUUACAUUGACCGCAGUGGUCGCGUCUGGGAGAAGCGUCCUUGGGACUUCCAACGUGUUGUCGAGAUAUUUAUAGGACUUUGGUAUCUGAUACUGCAAUUCUUCCAGACCCUAUUGGCACCUUUUAACGGUGGUAAUGGAAAUAACCGCAGCAACGAACGUCGUAGCACUGGUUGGGGUGGUGGCGGUGGAGGAGGAGGAGGAGGCGGUGGUGGUGGUGGUGGUGGCGGCUCCGGAGGAGGAGGUAACGGAGGUCUAAGGCCCAAUCGACGCAUUGGACGCAUACAACCAACUAUUAAUUGUAGUUCAUGCUCCAUGGGCGGUGGAUGAGGAUAGCAGCGGCGUCCAUGAGUCAAAAACGCUCGGUCGCCGCUGAACUACAGCGUAGUCGAAAAGCAUUCAUAUAUACUCCAUAUCGGUAUUAGAUCUCGCAAGAUUUUUUGCGCAUAUGACGCAGCAUUCAUAAACUCAAAGCUGAGUGGAAUGUGGCUGAAUGGGUUUAUGCUGAUUUGGAGCUUGUUCUUUUGGCUACGUUUUAACAAUAACUACACGAAUACAAAUUAGCUCGAUUUUAGCUUUAAA